AUGACAGUAUUCACGUGCCUCGCGCAACGCGCGGGAGGCUUGAGUAUAAUUGCACUCAGUGCUCUCUGCUACUGGGUUGUCUCCCGCGACUCGUACCUUGAACAGCAGCAACACAGUCAUGAGCAGCUCAGUGGUCAAGUGGCAUAUCAAUCUUCAACGUCGACAAUAGGUGCAGGAUCCUGGAGUUAUGUCUUUGCAUAUUACUGUCUCCUCGUUCACAUCCUCGUUUGCCUAUUCCCUCUCCGCGCGUGCUGGACGAUAUGGAAACUCACGCAGUCCAUGAAACGAGCGGCGCGUAGUGAUUCGUUACUCGAUCUGAAGAAGCUUGCUUCACGUCGUGACUCGUACGCUUCGGCAUCAAGUUCCGAAACUUUUGUUUCCAGUCGCAUCAGCACUAGUUCCUCUACUGCCAGUGAAGCAGGCGAUUGCGAUCCCGAAUUCUACACGGAUGGUGUCCCGGGGGCCAACGACAACGUGAUCCAUGUCAUUAUCAUUCCAAACUACAAGGAAGAGAUUGAAACGCUCAGGGAAACACUAGAUGUCUUGGCAUCUCAUCCACAAGCUCACUACUCCUACGACGUAUAUCUUGGGAUGGAACAACGAGAGAACACCGCCGAGACAAAAGCUCUCGGCCUGAUACAGGAAUUUGUAAAAAAGUUCCGAUCUAUCGAUUUUACUCUUCAUCCUUCAGACAUCCCCGGAGAAGCUGCUGGAAAGGGAAGCAACAUUGGAUGGGCUGCCCGUAAACUAAGCGAGAAGUACUCAUCAAGCAUAAGGGGCAAUGUCAUAGUUACCGGUAUUGAUGCCGACAGUCAUCUUUCGUCAAAUUACUUUACAAUUCUGACAAAUAUGCACUUGUCGUACUCCGCAACAGCACUGGCAACUGUUUACUCAGCCCCUAUGAUUUUCGAUCGAAACGCGCAUUCUGUCCCAGCCCUCGUUCGUGUUGCCGACAUUCUAUGGGGCGCUGCUGGAAUGUCUGGUUUAUAUCCCGGCUCGUCUAUCGCACCACCUACCUCAGUUUAUUCCCUUCCACUUGAUCUGAUUGAUCGAGUUGGUGGGUGGGAUUGCGGCAGCGAGGCUAUCGGUGAAGACCUACACAUGUAUAUCAAGUGCUUCUUCGCUCUUAACGGUAACUUGACGAGCCGGGUCAUCUACAGUCCUGUUAGCCAGAGCAACGUGACUGGUGGUGGUGGCCUUUUGAAAGAUGCCCGAGCCCGCUACAAGCAGGCUCUCCGUCACAUGUGGGGUGCUCUCGACACAGGUUUCGCUCUUUCUAAGCUUGUUCAGCUAUGGAAAGAUCGGAAGCAAACCUGUCGAGCCUACCAACCCCUUCAUUACACACUUUCAGAUACCAACGAUGUCGCCAUUCCCGAGACUUAUAUGAAUGAUGAGCAAAGUGGACAUCCUUGUGUCGACAAUGGUAUAUUUUCUAACAUCCAAAAGGAUAACGUCGAGCAACCUCACUGGGAGCGCAUCUUCUACAUGAUGCAUCGUCUUUUCGAAGCCCAUUUUCUCCCAGUCCACAUGGCCAUUCUUGUUGUUGCAUCCGCACUGUACGUCAAACUCACAGAAAACAACGACGACCCAUGGAACCUGGCUUGGAUUUUUAGCUGGUGCAACCUUAUUCGCAUCUACGGUUUCUUUCAGAUUGCAGUAUACGUGUCUCUAUACGAAAGCUACCACCAGGCAGGGGUGUCGGGUCGCGAGAGGGAAAUGAUCAAAGCAGGUCUGGCUGAUGGGAUGGACUUUUCCAGGCGAUCUCUCAAGAAGAACUGGCAUGACUACCUUGCCAUUCCUAUCGUCGCUCCGUUGUAUGGUACCAUCCCUAGUGCCCAGGCUCUAAUCUGCCAGCUCUGGGGUCAGGACUUGGUUUAUACUGUGAGCAAGAAGGCUACUAGACGACAGAUACCUAUCGUGAAAGUGGACGAUAUGGCGUAA
Fusarium pseudograminearum CS3096 is the source of this 1941-nucleotide messenger RNA. RefSeq lists its product as uncharacterized. The coding region runs from base 1 to 1941 and encodes 646 amino acids. Lineage: Eukaryota; Fungi; Ascomycota; Sordariomycetes; Hypocreales; Nectriaceae. The record is from RefSeq and is a predicted model, not a curated record. The transcript is spliced from 3 exons.